Molecule: messenger RNA, 2855 nt
Organism: Mercenaria mercenaria
Lineage: Eukaryota; Metazoa; Mollusca; Bivalvia; Venerida; Veneridae
Product: E3 ubiquitin-protein ligase TRIM33-like
Exons: 2
Coding region: 166-1224 (352 amino acids)
Molecular function (GO): zinc ion binding
Source: RefSeq, a predicted model, not a curated record
GUAAAUUACACGUUUUAUCUACGAAAUCAGUCAAGUGCAUUUUCAAUAAACCAAGAUCCUUCAAACAAAACGGACAGGUUCGCCGCUGUUUGAAACAUAUGACCAUGAUGAACGGGAGGUGUUGUAACCUAUAACUGACAAGUGUGAGAAAGAAUAAAACAAAAAAUGGACUUGUCUGGCCGAAAGUCUGAAGAGUCAUUCAUGGAUACGAAAAGGAAGUCGUCUGCUGAAGAAGAUGAAGUCUUCUGUCAACCAUGUAGCAGUGAAGGUGACUGCAUGGUUGCUGUCGGAUACUGUGAAUAUUGCAACGAAUACAUGUGUGCUAAUUGUUUGAAGGUUCAUCGUAAACAAGCGAUGUCCAGACAUCAUAACAUUCUAGAAGGAGAAAACAUGCCAAAGGAAGAAGGGUCAUCCGUGGUAUUAAAUGCUUGUUCUGAAUUGUGUGCCAAACACAAAAAUGAAGUUGUGAAAUUCUUUUGUUCAGCACAUGAUGUAGUAGGAUGCGGUGAUUGUAUAGUGACACAUCAUAAAACAUGUAAAGUAGACCAUAUACAAGAUAUAUCAACAAGCUACUUCGAUGGUGCUGAACAUCAAAUACUCCAACAGAAUGUAGAACAGUUCCUGAAGAACAUAGAACAGAUAAACAGAGAGAUAAAGACAAGUGGGAAAACAUUGCAACAAGCAUACAUGAAAGCAGAAAAUGAUAUAAAAGCAUUUAAGAAAGAAAUUACUGAUUUUCUAGAUAAGGCAGAAGCUGACAUACUGGCGGAAUUGAAAAAGAGGAAACUAAGUAGCGAAAAGCGAAUGUCAGAUCUGCAAGAACAUGAAAAUACCAUGAAAGACGAUAUCCAAGAAUUGCAUGACAAACUGCAACUACAGUUAAAUAAAGCAAACAAAUUAUUUGUAGCUGCUAAAGAAAUGAAGUACAGAAUCACGCGCAUAGGUGACAGCAUAAAGCAGUUGCAACAAGACUGCCAGUUCAAGAAGUAUGACUUUGUUUGUUCUAAACAUGUCAAAGAAAUGUUCGCAUCAAAGUUUAAGCUAGGCGAACUACUGGUAAAGGGAACAUUAACUGGAAAGACAAUAGAAGAUAAGACUUCAGUGGAUAAGAAAGUUAUUGCAGAAAUGGAACCACACAUUGACGGUAAAAUUGCAAUAAAACACCAGAUGAUAUGGCUGAUUGUUUUAUUGAUGUUUGUGCUCUUAUUUCAUUCAGUCCUAUAAGGCAACGAAAAUUAGAAUUUGUAGAUAUUGAAAAGAGAAGAUUAUCAACAAAGUACAAUCUUAAAAAUGGCCCGAUUGGAUUAGCUGUUGUGUGCCAUGGUCGAAUUGCUGUUACACUACCUAAUGGAAAGAAAAUACAGUUUCUAACAAUCUCACAGAUGACAAAAUCACUGAAACAUACGUCAUAAAUUUGAAGGGCGACUGUAGAAAAAAUGUUUACCAGGAACAUAAGAUAAUAGUUGCAUACUAUGAUCAUAUUGUAAUUAUGUGCAUGGAUGGACCACUGGCACCAGAACAGAAAGAAAAUGUCUCUGUACAUGUUAUACCUUACCCCUAGGUAUUCUAUAAGAACCAUGUUCAUGAAGGGGAAAAUUUACUAACCCGUUUCAAUCGCGCAUUUCAUACUUAAAACACGCAGUUCGGUACAUAUGUACUAUGGAUAUCAAACAUGUGGUGAUUUAUCUUCCAUUGUGUCCCGGUCACAUUUCUUCAAUACUUCUUAUCUUAGAAAAACAACGCGUAGUUUAUAGUUAUUUCAACGUUACACAAAAAAACUUGCUUGACCUUCCCUGGUGAAGUUCCGUUCUAGAUUACAAAACCAUUCUGAUUGUAUGUCAAUCGUCAUUUUACUACACGUGUUCGCUAAAAUGUGAAAAUGCGGCAUAAAUGUGCAAAAUCAAUAAAAUAGACAGAACAGAUGCAGACCAAUGUACGAUUUCAAACUAAAGAGCAUAUACAAGAUGAAUUUCAUUCAUCAUUUACAGUGUUAGUGUAAAAUUGUAUUUUUUUUAAAUUCUGUUUUUGUUUGUUUACAUUUCGCCAAACAUGUGCACACUGCCGUGACCUCUAGACCGGAUGUUCAUCAGAGAAGGUCAUGCAAGUUUUUUCUGUAACGUUGACGAAAGCAUAAAAUAUGUUGAUAAUCUCAGCAAUAUGGAAUAUUGAGACAAGGUGAAUGGUGCACGAUGGAAGAUAAAUUAUCGCUUGUUAAAUAUACUAGAUACCCAUUCACCGAACUUCGCGUUUAAGUUGACGAUUGCAACGGGUUAGUAUAUUUUCCCGUUUAUGACCAUGGUUCUUAUAGAAUACCUAGGGGUAGGGUAUUACAUGAACAAAGGUAUUUUUUCUGAUCUGGCGCCAGUGGGAUGGACAAGAGAUAAAAUCUAUCCCCAAUUCAGAACUGGCAUGGAUAAAUGACAUUGCUACUGGUUCCAAGACUGUUUAUGUUUCCCUUGGUUUAUAUCGCAACUUUAACGUUUCCAGGUUUAAAUUUGGAGGAAAACAUAUUGGAGCAUACACGGAUAAUCCAUCACAGGAGGACUCAGUGUAACUAGAGGUGGUUCAGUGCUUGAGUGUAACUGGGAAGAAGCUGAAAGUAUUCAUACGGUAUCAACAGAAGUGCACGAGGAUCAUAGAAAUUUUGAAGUAUAAUCAACAUGUUACUUACCCAUGUUGUGUUUCGUUCUGCGAUGAAACACACAAGAAACUCAAGAAUGUUUUGAAAAUAUUUCAGUUACAGUAGAAGCAACGUAAAUUAAUUUACAGGUUCAGAUUUGAAUUGAAUGGUGUUUUUGAAUAAAGCCUAUAAUUUGGUUGUAGCAUGAAAAAAAAUAAUAAAAAAAUAAACAAUU